Sceloporus undulatus (fence lizard) is the source of this 1918-nucleotide messenger RNA. RefSeq names its product asparaginyl-tRNA synthetase 2, mitochondrial (gene NARS2). The record is from RefSeq and is a predicted model, not a curated record. NCBI's taxonomy places the organism in Eukaryota, Metazoa, Chordata, Lepidosauria, Squamata, Phrynosomatidae. The transcript has 15 exons. Gene Ontology annotation, biological process: asparaginyl-tRNA aminoacylation. Gene Ontology annotation, molecular function: ATP binding; nucleic acid binding; asparagine-tRNA ligase activity. The coding region runs from base 168 to 1610 and encodes 480 amino acids. Gene Ontology annotation, cellular component: mitochondrion.
ACUGGUGUCUAGGUUUUGCUCCAUCGCAAAGGCUUGCAUUGCAUUGCCAUGCAUGCUUGCAGCAGAUUCCUCUUCCUCGGCUUCUCUGUGAUUUGGGAUGCAUAGGAUUGCUCUGCUGCAAGGUAGUAAAAAGAGGUUAUGCAGUUUCAAUAAGGCAUUGACCAAAGAUGUUUGGGGCACGUUGCAUGCGCCUGGUGCUUCGUCGCUGUUCCUCUGCUCCACGUCUUAAGCCUGUUGUGGCUCCCAAGUUACUCCGUGUUCAGGAAGCUCUGGAAGUCCAGGACCCAACUGGGAAUUGCAUUAAAGUUCAGGGUUGGGUCCGUUCUGUCCGUUCACAGAAAGAAGUUCUUUUUAUACACGUCAAUGAUGGCUCCUCUUUGGAAAGCCUCCAAGUAGUUGCAGACCCAAGACUCGAGCCCAGGGAACUGACUUUUGGAAGUUCUGUGGAAGUGCAGGGGAAACUGAUCAAAAGCCCUCACAAAAAGCAGAAUGUGGAGCUGAAAGCGGAAAAUAUUCGUGUCGUGGGACCUUGUGAUGCUGUGGCAUUCCCUGUGAAGUACAAAACACGUCAGUCUCUAGAAUACCUCAGGCAGUUCCCCCAUAUGCGAUGCCGAAGUAAUUCUCUGGGUGCCCUUCUGAGGAUACGCAGCGAAGCUACUGGAGCGAUCCACUCCUUUUUCAAGGAUCAUGGAUACACGCAUAUUCAUACGCCAAUAAUUACCUCAAAUGAUUGUGAAGGCGCUGGCGAAAUCUUUCAAGUAGAGCCCCCAAAGGAAGCUGGAGAAUCUGGAGAAAACCCUUAUUUUUUCAAUGUUCCUGCAUUUCUCACAGUCUCGGGGCAACUCCACUUGGAAGUGAUGGCUGGGGCAUUUACCAAAGUAUAUACUUUUGGUCCAACCUUCCGAGCAGACAAUUCGCAAAGUCGUAAGCACUUGGCAGAAUUUUACAUGGUGGAGGCAGAGCUGGCCUUUGUUGAAAGCCUACAGGAUAUCAUGCAGGUUAUGGAAGACCUUUUCAAGAGAGUGACAGACAUGGUUCUCUCCAAAUGCCCUCGGGAUGUUGAACUUUUUCAUAAACACAUAGCCCCUGGACAAGAGGCCAAAUUAGAAAAGAUGCUGAAUAAUCAAUUUAUAACAAUGCCAUACACUGAAGCCAUAGAAGUUUUAAAACAAGCUCGUGAAGUCUUCACUUACAAACCAGAGUGGGGUCACGAUCUCCAAAGUGAACACGAGAGAUACUUGGUGAAACACUGUGGUGAAAUCCCUGUAUUUAUUUUUAACUACCCUUAUGACCUUAAACCAUUCUAUAUGCGGGACAAUGAAGAUAGUGUCCAUCACACGGUUGCAGCCGUUGAUCUUCUGGUAUCAGGAGUUGGGGAACUUUGCGGAGGCAGCUUGAGAGAAGACCGACUGGAUUUUCUUCAGUCCCGCCUACAGAGGUUGGGACUUGAAGACACCUAUCAAUGGUAUCUAGAGCUGCGUCAGUUUGGAUCAACACCUCAUGGAGGAUUUGGAAUGGGGUUUGAGCGUUACCUCCGGUGCAUCUUGGGAGUUGAAAACAUCAAAGAUGUCAUCCCAUUCCCACGAUUUCCCCAUUCAUGCAUCUUGUAGUACAUUCUCUUGUCUCCUGAGGAUGUGACUCUGCUGUGUUACUUUUUUAAAAAAGUCAAGACAUGGUUGGAUGGCAGAAAUACUGCACCAUUGGGAAGACGAUCAGAUUCUCCCCAUUCCAUGUUUCAGGAUUGGAUAAUGUUGCGCUCAGCUUUGUUCAGAUUGACUGAAGGUUUGAAGCUGGGACUAAUUUUGUAUUAUAUUCAUGUACAAAGUUUUCAACACCUGCAGAGAUCUUUGUUCCCUUUGAAAAUCAUCUGGCCAAAUCCUGGCCAUAAUUACAAUCAAUAAACUUCCCUGGAAAUUUA